AUGAACAACACAGCAAACCUGACCUCUCAUCAAGAUUUGUGGCACAAUGUGACGGUUGGAAACACCACCUCAUUUUACCGUCCUGCUGUGAACUCUGCUCUAAAUAAUGCCAUUUCAGUAGUGAUUAUAAUCAUAAUGAUCAUCACCAUGGUUUCACUUGGAUGCACCAUGGAGGUGUCUAAGAUCAAGUAUCACCUCAUGAAACCUAAGGGGGUGGCUAUUGCAGUUGUGUCCCAGUAUGUGAUCAUGCCUCUUACAGCCUUUUGCUUGGCUAAGGGGUUUCAGCUCGGUGAUAUAACAGCUGUGACUGUUCUGGUCUGUGGCUGCUGUCCUGGAGGACAGAACUCCAACACAAUGACUCUGGCACUAAAGGGGGACAUGAACCUCAGCAUCAUGAUGACUUCCUGCUCCACGUUGUUGGCUAUGGGUAUGAUGCCUCUCCUGCUCUACAUCUACUGCCAGGGUUUCCCCAGCGUGCGGAACGCUGUCCCAUAUGUUCAAAUCAUCUUAUCGUUGGUCUUGAUCCUUGUUCCGUGUGGCAUCGGCAUCCUCAUCAACACCUACAGGCCGCAGUAUUCGAAGAGGGUCACAAAGGUAGGCAUCAUUAUCUUGCUGAUUUUUACUGUGGUGACUUUGACCUUAACCACUAUUGCAAACGGACGCCACAUCCUGACUGUGCUGUCUCCUUCACUCUUGGCCAUCGCUGGUCUCAUGCCUUUGAUAGGCUACUGCUUUGGAUAUGUCUUCUCUUCAAUCUUCAGACUCAGCCACAGGUAG
Messenger RNA from Neolamprologus brichardi, 777 nucleotides. Lineage: Eukaryota; Metazoa; Chordata; Actinopteri; Cichliformes; Cichlidae. The record is from RefSeq and is a predicted model, not a curated record.